Messenger RNA from Olea europaea var. sylvestris, 480 nucleotides. RefSeq names its product B3 domain-containing protein At4g01580-like. The transcript is spliced from 4 exons. The record is from RefSeq and is a predicted model, not a curated record. Gene Ontology annotation, molecular function: DNA binding. Lineage: Eukaryota; Viridiplantae; Streptophyta; Magnoliopsida; Lamiales; Oleaceae. The coding region runs from base 1 to 480 and encodes 159 amino acids.
AUGGGGAAGGGUACUAAUUUGUUAUGUUUUUCCAUUCUGUCACUCAACCAGCUACUCUUCAUUUCUCCAUGCAACCUUUUCUUGUGCAAUCUCUUAUCAAAUCUGCAAAAAGAAAGAUCUUUUGUGAAUCACCCAGGACAUCAACUUACUGAUACAGUACGUUUGAUUGGAUAUGAAACUAUAAUUGCUAACAUACGAUUGGAAAGAGUUGAUGAAAAGAUAUAUUUAGCUGGCGGAUGGGAACACUUUUUUUACCAUCAUAACUUACAAGAUGGUUAUCUUCUUGUGUUUGAAUAUAACGAGAAUUCUACAUUCAAUGUCAUGGUAUUAGACCAUUCGGGGCAAGAGGUAAUAUACAACUUUGAUAUUCUUGAAAAAGACACUUUACUUAUAGGUAAUCUUGUCUUUGAAGUAACAUUAGCAGCUAAUCACAACGAUCAUCGAAAAAUUGUAAGUAUAUACUUGGAAGGCAAGUAUUGA